This is a messenger RNA of Triticum aestivum (bread wheat), 5766 nucleotides long. RefSeq names its product scarecrow-like protein 33. Lineage: Eukaryota; Viridiplantae; Streptophyta; Magnoliopsida; Poales; Poaceae. The record is from RefSeq and is a predicted model, not a curated record. Bases 398 to 3040 code for a protein of 880 amino acids. The transcript is spliced from 2 exons.
AGCGUGGAGCAGGAAAGAAGCAUAACUGAACAUGGUUACAGGUUAAAUGCAUCUAGAAAAACUUGCUACUACAUGUGAACUAAUCAAUUUUCAGGAUAAUACUAGAGAUCUUUUAAUGAUCUUACCUGCCAGUGCUACUGCUACUACACGAGAACUCACAACAGCCUGACAUUUUAAAACAUAAAUAGAUGUCUACAAGAAAGUUGACCUCUUCUGAUCAAGGACAGAAGGCUGGCUGUGACAACAAGAUGGACAUGGUCUUUCUCAAAGGCCUCUCUUUGCCCAUAUGUGCAGAAGCCGGCCGGCCGGCGGAUGGUUAAACUAACCAUGUGAAAUGUGAAGCUACGAUGGUUCCAAUAGACAGCAACAUACUGUACGAUGUAGUUGCUGUCUUCACAUGGAAUGGAUGGAUGGCGUAGGAAAUGAUAUACCCACUUCAAAUCCAAGAUAUUGUCACUGCACCAUCAGGAACAGCAUACACUCCACUAUGGCUGCCACACCGGAGGAGUUGUUGGGCCUCGCCGAGCCUGCACCACUGUCCCCCUCCCUCUUCCUCGACCUUCCUCCAACGACCCAUGGUGACUCACAGAAUGACCUGGCCCUGGAAUACAUUUCGCGCAUGCUCACGGAGGAGGACAUCGUUGACAAGUUCUUCUACCAGUACCCUGACCACCCGAAGCUCCUGCAGGCGGAGCAGCCCUUUGCCGAGAUCCUCGCCGACACCUCAUCAUCCGCCGCCCAGGAGUCCUUUGCCUCCUCCACCUCCAUCUUGAUGGCCAGCCAAGGAAACAACACGGACUUCAUGGUCUCCGGGUGCCAGGUACAGGAUCCAGUCUUCUUCUUGAACGGCACAGGCACGGUGGAGCCCAAUAGUAUGGUGUUUCCCAGCAAGAGCAGCACCAGCAUGAACAUGCUGUCGAGCAUGGAAUUCUUCAAAGGCAUGGAGGGGGCUAACAUGUUCUUGCCCAUAGACGAUGUGAUGGUGGAUGGUACAGGCACGGACGUCAUGGUCUCCGGGUGCCAAGUACAGGAUCCAGUCUUCUUCUUGAACGGCACAGGCACGGUGGAGCCCAAUAGUAUGGUGUUUCCCAGCAAGAGCAGCACCAGCAUGAACAUGCUGUCGAGCAUGGAAUUCUUCAAAGGCAUGGAGGGGGCUAACAUGUUCUUGCCCAUAGACGAUGUGAUGGUGGAUGGUACAGGCACGGACGUCAUGGUCUCCGGGUGCCAAGUACAGGAUCCAGUCUUCUUCUUGAACGGCACAGGCACGGUGGAGCCCAAUAGUAUGGUGUUUCCCAGCAAGAGCAGCACCAGCAUGAACAUGCUGUCGAGCAUGGAAUUCUUCAAAGGCAUGGAGGGGGCUAACAUGUUCUUGCCCAUAGACGAUGUGAUGGUGGAUGGUACAGGCACGGACGUCAUGGUCUCCGGGUGCCAGGUACAGGAUCCAGUCUUCUUCUUGAACGGCACAGGCACGGUGGAGCCCAAUAGUAUGGUGUUUCCCAGCGAGAGCAGCACCAGCAUGAUCAUGCUGUCGAGCAUGGAAUUCUUCAAAGGCAUGGAGGAGGCCAACAUGUUCUUGCCCACAGACGAUGUGAUGGUGGAUGGUAGGGGGCGUAAGAAGAGGUCUGGCAUGGAUGGUGAGGCGGAGGCGGGCUUGGGCAGGAGCAGCAAGCAAAUAGUGGUGCUGCUGCAUAGUACUACUACCUUGGAGGAGGAGGAAGCCACCGCGCUGGAGAUGUUGGACCGGCUCAUCCUCAACGGCUACGAAGCAUGCCCGAGCGAGAUGCAGGAGGUAGUACGUGUCACCUGGGAAGACAAGGAGGACAAGGCAGCACGGCAGAGCAUCUCCAGGCGUGGGAGGCGCGGGGCGAGGCAUACAGUGGUGACUGACCUAGAGACUCUGCUGACCCGCUGUGCAGAAGCAGUGGUCAGCAACGACGUGCGUGGCGCGGGCAAGCUGCUGGAGCGGAUCAAGUGUCACUCGUCGCCGACGGGGGACGCUAGGCAGCGGCUGGCGCACUACUUCACCCAGGGGCUGGAGGCACGGCUGGCUGGCACGGGGAGCCGACUGUACAGAUCGCUCAUGGGGAAGCGCACCUCAGUCUUGGAGCUCAUCAGGGCCUUCCAUCUGCACACGGCCGUGAGCUGUUCGAUCAAGGUGGGGUUGCUCUUUUCCACCAACACCAUCUACAAGGCCGUUGCAGGGAGGAGGAAACUGCACAUUGUGCACUACGGCAUGACCACCGGGUUUCAGUGGCCGGACUUGCUCCGGUUGCUGGCGAAUAGGGAGGGUGGGCCACCGGAAGUGAGGAUCACCGGCAUCAACACCCCUCUGCCCGGGCCCUGUCCGGAUGCACUGAUGCAGGAGGCAGGGCACCGGCUCGACAAUUGCGCGAGCCAGUUCGGCGUGCCAUUCAAGUUCCACGCCAUCGCAUCCAAGCCGGAGGAUGUCCGGGCUGAGGACCUGCACAUCGAUCCAGAUGAGGUCCUGGUCGUGAGCAGCCUAUACGAGUUCAGGACCUUGAUGGACGAGAGCCUCACCUUUGACAUGGUAAGCCCAAGGGACAUGGUACUCAAAACUAUCAGGAAGAUGAGGCCGUCUGUGUUCAUCAGUUCCGUCGUCAAUGGACCAUACGGCGCGGCGUUCUUUAUGACGCGGUUCCGCCAUGCGCUCUACUACUUCACGGCGUUGUUCGAUGUUAUGGAGACCACCGUCCCAUGGGAUGGCGACAAGAGACUUCUGGUGGAGCGGGACAUACUUGCACGGUCCGCCAUAAACAUGAUCGCCUGUGAAGGCACAGACCGGGUGGAGCGCCCUCAGAACUACAAGGAGUGGCAGGCGCGGAACCAGCGAGCGGGGCUAAGGCAGCUGCCAUUGGACCCUGAUAUCGUUCUGAUGCUCAGGGACGAAGUGAAGAAUAGGUACCACAAGCAUUUCAUGAUCAGCGAGGAUCACCGGUGGCUUCUGCAAGGAUGGAAAGGUCGGGUGCUCUAUGCCCACUCCACAUGGGCAGCUGCUGAUGCUACUGGCUCUCUAGUGUGAUGGACUGAAAGUACCGGUAGACGCAACUUUCAUCAGUGUUUGAUGGUCUAUUGCAGUACCAGAUGUGUGUUUGCUCCUCUUUUGUAUCUGUAACUUAGUGACAGAAACCAUUAUCAGAUUGUCUGAGUGGCCCCUGUUUGUUCAUAGCUGCUGUGAGCACACAUAUCUCUGUUGAAUAAACAUGUAAAAUUGCCAUGACACUAUGUAGAAUCCCUGCAUGACAACAUCCUAAUAGCGCCUAUGCAUCAUAUCUGUCUACGCAAAACAACAUCCUAAUAGCCGGUCAUGUGCGAACAAGCGUUUGGUGGUCUGCGGGGGCGGAACCCAGCUCAUCGCCGGCCAAGAGACAGGUACGGCGAGCUUCUCCUCGUGCAGCCGCCACCAUUUCUCUCAGUCUCUGCUCAGCGUAGAAUCGACCCAUGCCGCAUUGUUGCAGACAUCUCUCUUGGCUCUCCCGCUGCCCCCCUUGUCACUUAUUCGCCUCUCUGCCAGGCAAAUGUCUUUGAGAAACUCAGCACCUCUGUUGUGUUUCGAUACAUUAUUUGCGUCCAGACAUUGUGUCACCGGGUAUAUCAGGGGUUCAUCACUAAUUUCAAUGGGGAACCAGGCAUAUCAGGGGGAUUCAGUGCCUUUUGUCACUGCACGAAGAUACUGUUUCGUGGUUCAGUUUGUGACAAGUGAUUAGAUAGUGCCGCUGCGUUUUUGAAUCCAGGACAAAGGUGAAUGGGCACUGAUUUUUCAGUUAUUUUUUUAUCGAGAGCUAGUCAGGUCUUGUGUAGGGGUUCAGUUUUCAUAGUGCUUUUUGUGUCAGGUUGCAGAUUCAGUUUAUGCAGACUUAGCUCAUGGUGCUUUUUUUUGGUUUAUUGAAUUCUGUGGGGGUAAUGUGUCUGGCAUUUUAGUCUGUUUUCUAUGCUGAUUCAGGGGAUUAUGAGACCUGCUCAGGUUUAUUUUCUCAUGAGAUUUAGUCAGUUCUAUGCAGGUUCAGUUUAGUGUGUUUUUCCUCGGAGCACAUUCAGAUUAUGCAUUGUUAUCCUCUUUCUCAGCAGCAGUCAGGAGAAUUCCUCCAAUAUUGUUAUGGCAUAAUUAUAUAACAAGCAGUAACGCAGGUGGCGAUGCAGGAGAACAGUGGCUUCAUGAUCCUCAGGUCAUUCAGUAUAUGUGUCUGUUACCUUUUUUUCUCAAAAGUAGCAAGGAGGGAACUCGCACAUUAUAUGUGUUUCAAGAUCUUAGUGAAUGCUUCUAAGGGCAGCCAGUUACUAUGUAUUUAUAUUUUCAGAGAAUUGGUUUGCUGCAGGAAACGAAGAUGUCUGCACUUUUUUGUUUGAUAUGUUUCUGCAGCAUCCUCUGAAUGUUUUUUAUGUGAACUUUUGUUUCAAGGGGUGUUACUAUUUGAUCAGUAAUUAAUCGUUUUGAGGCAACGUCUCACUAGCAUAGUAAUGUUUAUAUGGUUCUGUUGGCCUUAUUUUUUGACUGUACACUACCUCUGCUGCAAGGAAAUCCUCCAUUUUACAUUACAUCCAUCUGCUACAUAACAUGUGCUUUUUGUUUCUGCAGAAGAUCUGGGCACUCUAUGGCCCAGGGGUCAUCGAGCGGUGGCUACCAACCCAACUACGACCCUGAUGUUGAUCCGUCCAAUAGCGACAGCUUUGAGGAUAACACAGCAUCAAGUGACGAAGUAGUGCCAGCCCUUUUUUUGCAUCUAUCCUUUUCUUCCUUCGCACUUCCUUUUUUUUUCCUCCAGGUCUCCAGGUUAGACAUACUCAUUCUCUGCAUCCUGCAAAUUUGCAACCAUUUAACAUUUUUAGUUCAUGUUCAACUAGAAGUAUUAUAUUCUGAACAUGUUGAUCAACGGCAUCCUGAAAGAUUUGAGCAUUACGACAUGAGUAAUUUGAUUGGCGUAACUCAGUAAUCUUUAUUUCAGUCAAAUUCAGUGUUCCUCUCAGUCCUCUUCUUAGUCUCAAGUCUGUUUAGUUUUACUCCUUCAGUUUUUCUUAUGUAUGUCUUCAGUACUUGUCAUUUUUAGUUUGCAUUCCUCAGCUUAUAGUAUUGUUCAGUCAGUUCAGUUUAUAAGUUUUCAGACCCUUCUUUUCAGUCAUUUGUUGUUCUGAUUUUCUUAACAUUUAAUUCAUCUUAGUUUCUUAGUCUCUUAACAUUUGUUUUUCUUAAUUUUUGAUUUAGGUAUCUCAGUCCUGACAUUUUUUGUAGGCCUUUAGUCAUUAGUUUAUAUUCAGUUAUGUUCAGUUACUUUUUGUAUUGUUCAGUUUUUGUUUGUAUUAUCUCUUAGGUUUAUUUUUUCAGUCAUUAUUCAGCGUUCUUUCUUCAUUUCUCAUUAUUUUUACUCAUUCAUAUUUCCUCAGUUCAAUUCAAUGCUCUUCUUUUAGUCAUAGUUGCAUACCCGUUUUAUUGUUUGAUGCAGAGUUUUGGAUGUUCAGUCUCCAGAGUUUGAAGUUGAGCUUUGUAUGUUCACAGGAACCAUUUGAACUCUCUGUCAUGGCCUGAUGGAUUUGUGGGACGCUGGUAAGGAAGAUGAAGGUGUCCAAGUGUGGAGCAGGAAAGAAGCAUAACUGAACAUGGUUACAGGUUAAUGCAUCUAGAAAAACUUGCUACUACAUGUGAACUAAUCAAUUUUCAGGAUAAUACUAGAGAUCUUUUAAUGAUUUUACCUGCUAGUGCUACUACACGUGAACUCACAACAGCCUGACAUUUUAAAACAUAAAUUGAUGUCU